CGAUACUACUACUACUAUAAUAUUACACUCAAACUAGUGCAUUCAUAUAAUUGUCUGAGGUUGGUAUUGGUUAAAAGCUUUAUCUACUAAACUCGAACAUUCUCCGUCUACCUUCACUAAUUUCUCGGCAACCAAACGUGACUUACGUACCAUCCCAUCUAUCGCAUUUAAUGUGACAUUCCCCACGGUACGACAAACUCCAAACCAGCGAGUUACGUCAUCGAAGACACCCCCUUCACCGAGUGAAGUGUGUUUCGUUUAGUCAUCUAGUUGCCUACCGAUUACAAAUUCGAUUGCAAUCAGGAGCAUGAAUUCUGUCCUCAUUACCGGCUGUAAUCGAGGUCUCGGCCUUGGACUAGUCAGAAGCUUUCUGAAACUUCCUUCGCCGCCACGGCACAUUAUCGCUACUUGUCGUAAUCUACAGCAAGCCGAGUUUUCUUUCCACGUGCCCUCGUGUGCAUUCGUCACGAUGACUAUACCAUUUCUACGGUUGAAUGUACACAUGGUGAUUUUCCUCUAUGACGUGAAAAUAAUCUACCAACCUGGCGUAUGACUGUUAUCUAUUUAAAUUUGAUCAGUUCGCUUCGGCAGCUGCAUGCUACGCACUUUUCGGGAACUCAACUCGCUGGCACAGCAGCAUUCUAACUUACAUAUUCUCCAAAUCGAUUUGAAGGAUAUAGACAAGUACGACCAAUUCGUCGGCCAGGUGGAAUCCAUUGUCCAAGAUAACGGUCUGAACGUGUUGUUCAACAAUGCCGGCAUAUCGCCCAAAUCAACACGGCUCGGUUUCGUCAAAGGCGACGAUCUGGUGGAAACUUUCGUGACUAAUACCGUCGCACCGAUUAUGCUGACCAAGGCGCUGGUUCCGCUGUUGAAAAAGGCAGCUGAAGUGAACGCUUCGGUACCGAUUGGACCGCAAAAAGCGUGCAUCGUCAAUAUGAGCUCCAUUCUCGGUUCAAUCGAAGCUAACUCGGAUGGGGGAUUGUACGCAUACCGAACGUCCAAGUCGGCAUUGAAUGCCGCCACCAAAUCAAUGAGUAUUGAUUUGAAGCCUAACAACAUCAUGGCCGUGGUAUUACAUCCUGGUUGGGUACGUACCGAUAUGGGCGGCUCAAAGGCUCCGUUGUCCGUAGAGCAGAGUUGCGCCAAGAUGGUGCAGACUGUUAUGGGGUUGAGCGAUGUGCAUAACGGAACAUUUUUGCAGUACGACGGUAAACAGUUGCAGUGGUAGAAAUGGUGCAAGUUCUAUUGGACGCGUUGUUGUUCAGAGCAAUAUUGUAAAUAUAUGGGUUAUGUAUGAAUGGGGAAAAAUAUAAAUAAAUUUAGGUGAAAAUUUUUAAUUUAAUUUGAACGAAGUUUGAAGACAGUAAGAUAAUGUUUGAGGCUAGAGCCUAGUUUUUUUUUUCAAAAGCUUUAGGACCGAUUUCUUCACCCUCGCUUAACUUUUAAACUAGGUUCACCAGUACGUUUACAAACAAUUAUAGGAUUAGUUUUCGAGGUUUUGAGAGCUGCAUAAAUGUGCCUAAGACGGACACGUUAAGGUUAAAUAGCAAAUUGUACGCAAAUCGUGAUUUGAGAUCAUAUUCAAUCUAUAUUAACUUAUACUAAUAAAAUUUAAAACAGAAAGAUGUUCAAAAUGGUUGUGAAAGAGGCACAAAAUGGUUAUUUCAAAACUGGGAUAAGAAAGACGGACUCCUGGCACGGGUAAGAUGGACAUGCGGUAUUGGUAAAGAUAAACCUAGGACAAGGGCAGAGUGAGACGCUUCGCGAUUAAUAAAUUUUGUUUACAAUUUUGGUACAUCCCAAUGCUGUGAUACUAAAAAAUAGUCCGAGAGUAUGCAAUUUGACAGCAUUCUGAUUUGUACUCACGUAAUAAAUAUGUUCAUCUUUCCCUACCCUGCUGUGUCCAUCAUACCCAGCAUGAUACCAAAUUUAAAAAAUUCUUUUUAAAUUAUGAUCGACCUAUUGAUAUUUGUUUUUUUUUACCAGUCAAGUGCUUAAUACAUGGCAAGUUAGAAAUAUUUCCCCACAUCAACGGUUUUGUGGCGUCAAAAACUUAUCCAUUAGCAAGUUCUCGAAAAAAACAUGGUGUUGUUUAAAUAUCUGACAAUGCGCACAUUAGAUAAUAUCAGUAUCUUUCAGAA
Molecule: messenger RNA, 2144 nt
Organism: Topomyia yanbarensis
Lineage: Eukaryota; Metazoa; Arthropoda; Insecta; Diptera; Culicidae
Gene: sni
Product: C-signal
Exons: 6
Coding region: 596-1231 (211 amino acids)
Source: RefSeq, a predicted model, not a curated record